This is a messenger RNA of Silurus meridionalis, 5724 nucleotides long. RefSeq names its product rho GTPase-activating protein 21-like. NCBI's taxonomy places the organism in Eukaryota, Metazoa, Chordata, Actinopteri, Siluriformes, Siluridae. Gene Ontology annotation, biological process: signal transduction. Gene Ontology annotation, molecular function: phospholipid binding; protein binding. The record is from RefSeq and is a predicted model, not a curated record.
GAUCGUACACACUUACCAUGGCUCACCUCGGGAUGCUGGGCUGCAUGGUGAACCGCAACUCAUCUGUCAAAAGCCUGAUCUGUGACCUGUACUGCGCCUUCAAUACACAGUGUAAGAAGGAUGGCCAUGAUCCGAGUGACCUUUCCCCAAUGUCCCCCAUGUCCCCGGUGUCCCCAGCGCCUGUGGACCCACUUUUUUCUUGGCCUGGACCUAAAACUCUGCACCUGCAGCGAACCACACAGGGCUUUGGCUUUACGCUGCGCCACUUCAUCGUCUACCCACCUGAGUCUGCCGUCCAGUCAUCUUUCAAGGAUGAAGACAAUGGAAGUCGAGGGAGGCCCCGGUGUCGCCUCGAGCCGAUGGACACUAUCUUCGUGAAGCAGGUGAAGGAAGGAGGCUCCGCCCACCAAGCUGGACUCUGCACAGGUGAUCGUAUAGUGAAGGUGAAUGGCGAGAGCAUCAUCGGCAAAACCUACUCACAGGUCAUAGCCCUCAUCCAGAACAGUGACGCAGCUCUGGAGCUCUGUGUGAUGCCUAAAGAUGAAGAUAUUUUGCAGUUGUUCUCCCGGGACAUCACAGCUCUGGCCUAUUCCAAAGAUGCGUAUCUUAAAGGGAAUGAGGCGUACAGCGGAAAUGCGCAAAACAUCCCAGAACCUCCUCCUAUCCUUUACCCACGGGUAGAACCCAAUACAUCAGAGAUGACACACACCGAUGAGCCUCCUGCUCCCUCAGGAGCCAAGGGAGUGUUGUCCCAGGGAGCAGAGGCCAGCUCAGAUAUGGGCUAUCAUAUGGAAGUCCCAAUCACACAAUUGGCUUCUCCUCCUCCUCACUCGCAGGUCUCCAGACUCCAGACUGUUGCAUGUGUAUAUGAUGAAGCCAUACGUAUGGCACCGGCAGAAGUUUUGGAUUCCCUUGAACGUUCUCCUCACCCUCACAGGCUGCAGGAGACAAAGAACAUGCCGCUCUGUACCUCAUCCUUUGAAAACCUUUCCUCGGUCCGCCCGAGAUCCCAAACCACGCCUUUUUCUUCUUCGGCUAGAGGAUCGUUGGUGCAGUACGCUCCGAAAGGGCUGUCCGACUCACCAGGAUUCUCCACGCACAUUCCUUUUCAUCCUGACUCGACUUCUACACCAUCGAGUAGACAUGCCAUAAGCCCAUUCACGCCCUCUCCUCUCACCAUUUCAUCAUCUCCAUGCUCCCCGAUGCAUCAGAACAUUGACUGGAGGAAUUACACGACGUACAAAGAGUACAUUGACAACAAGCGCCUCUAUACCUACGGUAGUAGGACCAUCCAGGAAAGACUGGACAGCCUGCGGGCGGCAAGCCAGGAAGAUAAAGCAAAUGCAAGUAUGGACGGCACUAUUGGAUCCCAGCAGAGGCAGAGGAGCCCGUGUCACGAGCGAGGGCCUGCAAAUUCCGGGGUCCAAUCUCUAUGCAGCAUGUCUCAGGAAAGAUUGGAAGCAAAAGAGCAAGCAACGUCAAGGGAUUGGCAUCGGAGUGCAUCACAGGAUGCACUUCCUUUAUCCACAAAGAGUACCUACAAACCUCGGGCGAAGUCGUGUGACUACCUGGGCAGGCAGGCUGAGACCAGGGUUAUGCUGAUGGACAGAAGAGUUUAUGGGAGGACAGAGACGGAGGACAAGUCACCUAUUUGCACUGGAGAGGAGACUGAAGGUUGCAAGCAGUCCCUCUCAUUAGGAAAAAUGGCACAGACUCAAAGAACCAUGGUCAGUGGAUGUGGCAGUUUUCCUGGACUAAAUGCUACAGGUAAAGGUACAGAUCCGAGCUCCCGAGUGGAUUCUCUGAUUAACGCUGCAUCUUCUAAGUCACAGCUCCCCAUUCAGACCUCUGUUUUAAACGACUCUUAUGUAGCCAAGGCUCUCGCUUCCUUAAACACAGGUGUCUCGACCAUGUCUGCGGCCUCGAAAAACCAAAGAACUGCUCUUGUGCCAAAUCACACGUCUCUCGGGCGGCGACCUGAGCGCCAUCGGGAGUGCACUGGUUCCAUUCCAUGCCUUGACCACUCCAGGAGGAUACAGAUGCAGCAGGAUGGGUCUUCAGUAGCUACGAACGGUUUGGCUGUCGAAGGCCUUGAAGGUGCAGAAGCUAAAGUGGUGGUAGUGAGGAGGGAGAAAAUUAAAAAGACAGUUCCUUUACCUCUCAGACAUCCAUCCUACAUCCAGGCUGUGAACGAUGGAGCGGGUCGAGCGGAGAAACUCAGUAAAACGCCAAAGUGCUGGAGGUCCCAUGAUGCUGUGCAGGAUGGGUAUAAGCAGUGGUUUGGGGAGGAAUAUCAACUCUCAGGAUCUGGCCAACUUCACGAGUCACUCGACUCCAUCCCCUUCAUUGACGAGCCCUCCAGUCCCAGCGCCGACCUGUAUGACACCCAGUUCCCAAUUCCCACCAUCAUCUCUGCUGCACCGCCAAGCCCCGCCUCUUCCUCCGCCAUCCUACACCGCCAGCUCUCUCAUGACCAAGACUCGUUGCGGUUUACGGUUCUGGAUUCAGAUUCCGGAGCUAAAACGGAGCGCUCCAAGUCCUACGACGAGGGACUAGACAACUACAGGGAUGGAGGACGCGGGACACUGAUGAAGCCCAUCGGUCUGAGAGGACUUAGGAAGCAGGCUGUGGAUCAGUCCUCAGACGAUUCUGGCUCCAGGAGAAACUCUUUAUCAGAUGUGUUUAACGCUACUAAGGAGGGAGUACUGCACUUCCGCCAGUUCAGCUCAGACAAGGGCAAGCGUGUGGGCGGUGGCAUGCGUCCGUGGAAACAGAUGUACGCGGUGCUCCGUGGCCACUCCCUCUUUCUUCAUAAGGACAAAAAGGAGGGGCAAACCCCAAACUCGCACAUGGAGGAGGAGCCUGUGUCAAUCUGCAUCAAGGCAUGUCUGAUCGACAUCUCCUACAGCGACACCAAGAGGAAGAACGUCCUCAGGCUGACCACGUCCAACUGCGAGUACCUGUUCCAGGCCGAGGACAGAGAGGACAUGCUGGCCUGGAUCCGAGCUAUUCAGGAGAACAGCAACCUGGAUGAGGAGAACGCAUUGAUCACGAGCACAGACCUGAUCAACCGCAAAAUCAAGGAGUACAACACUCUGAUGAGUCCCCCCAGCAGUAAGACCGAGCCGUCCCCUAGGUCCUCACGUCAGUCUCUGAGUAUCAGACACACCCUGCUGGGGGGCAAUAAAAGCCCGAGCCCUCACUCACCUCAUAAAGAUCAGGAGAGGAAAUUCAUCCACAAAGAUGAAGCGAGUCCUCCUAAGGAUAAGGGGCUGCGGAGGAAAGGGAUCCCGGGACUGAUGAGGAAACCGUUCGAGAAGAAAGUGGCUCCUGGGGUCACGUUCGGCGUCAGACUGGACGACUGUCCUCCUGCUCACACGAACAAAUUUAUCCCCCUGAUUGUAGAGGUGUGCUGUAAGUUGGUGGAGGAAAGAGGUCUGGAGUACACAGGGAUUUACAGAGUGCCGGGGAACAAUGCUGCCAUCUCCAGCAUGCAGGAGGAACUGAACAAAGGGGUUGGAGAGAUAGACAUUCAGGAGGACAAAUGGAAGGACCUCAAUGUGAUCAGCAGUUUAUUAAAAUCGUUCUUCCGGAAGCUUCCUGACCCUCUUUUCACCAACGAGAAAUACGGUGACUUCAUUGAUGCGAAUAGAACAGAAGAUCCAGUAGAAAGGCUGAAAGUGCUGAAGAGGCUGCUUCACGAGUUGCCCGAUCAUCACUACGAGACGCUAAAGUUUCUCUCGGCUCACCUGAAAACUGUGGCAGAAAACUCUGAGAAGAACAAGAUGGAGCCCAGGAACCUGGCCAUCGUGUUUGGCCCCACCCUGGUUCGCACGUCCGAGGAUAACAUGACACACAUGGUCACACACAUGCCUGAUCAAUACAAGAUUGUGGAAACACUCAUUCAACAGUACGAUUGGUUCUUCACUGGAGGAGAAGAGGAACCAGAGACGGUGGUCCAGACAGACAGUGCUGUGGAGACGCAGCCCAUUCCCAACAUUGACCACUUACUCACCAACAUCGGUCGCACCGGCGUCUCUCAGGGAGAAGUGUCAGAUUCCCCCACUAGUGAUUCUGCCAAAUCGAAGGGUUCGUGGGGGUCUGGGAAGGACCAGUACAGCCUCGAACUGGUUUCCUCCAUCUUUGCUGCAGCUAAUCGCAAACGCAAGAAGCCCAAAGAGAAGCUAGCAGUUAGCAGCUCCGAUGAUGACCUGGAUGCUGUUUUUCUUGAGAGCGAGCCGCAGAACCAAAAAGGAAUAGAGCAGGAUAAAGCAGGGGACUCACAUUAUGGGAAAGAACCUGAAAAAACAUUCAAGGGCCACAAAGAGCACAGGAACUCCUUUUUCAUGAGGAAACCAUCUUCUGGUAGUGUCUCCGAAUCCCCAAAAUACUCCACACUGCCCAGUCUCCGCUUCCGAACAUCGCUUUCCCAAGGCUCCACAUCUGAAUCAUCUUCACAGGUGGAGGAUCUUGGUACCCUGAAUCCAGGAACAUCCAGAUCCAGGAAUCGAAUGAGAAUUUGGGACACUGUAUCUUCAUCUGCCGCAGAGCUACCUCCGACCGGUCCUGUCGGCGGAUCGGCCACGGCGGAAGUGAGCUCUAUUACGUCAGAUUACUCCACCACUUCCUCCAUGACGUUUCUGACGGCGGAGUCAAGCGUGCUUAGUGCGGAUUUGCAGAGUCGAGGUGGAGACGAGGCUGAUGACGAGCGCAGUGAGCUGAUCAGUGAAGGACGACACAUGGAGACAGACAGUGAGACAGAGUUUCCUGUUUUUAUCAGAAGCGCCACGACUCCCAUUACCCCGUCCAAGAUCGUCCCUCGGAGUGCAGAUGGUACUAACGUUCCAAAACUUUUAAACCGCCAUGUCCUGCCCUCACAAAGGCUCACCACAUUCUACACAUCCAAGAGGCGGUCCUUGCACCAGAAGACCGACAGUGAAUCGUCCUUAGAGGUCGGAGCCAGCCAAGAAGGCGAUAGAAUGAGCCGAAGCGAACCGAGUCGUCUGUCUCGUGUUCUGGAAGCAGUGAAAAAAGGGCGCUCCGUAGGAAGCCUCAGCUCCGCCUCUUCCUCCUCGCACAGUCAGACGGAACCAAUCAAGCGCCUGAGUAUCGCCGAGAGGUUGAAGUCCCACUUCCGUGUGUCUGCGGACGAUAUGUUCGGCGUGGGGGGAAACAGAAAUAGCAAGAAGAAAGAGAAACGAGUCCGUCGGAGGCACACUCUGGGUGGCCAGCGGGACUUUGGCGAACUCGCAGUCAUCAACGACUGGCGUGAACAGGGCGGUACAGAGAAGGGGGCGGAGCUUUCGGACACGGAGCGCCUCAAGCUUCAAAACUCUAGAGAGAUUUCCAUUCAGGACUGGAUCGCCCACGAGCGCUGCCAUUCCGGGACAUCACGGGCUGGCUCGCAGGGGUCAAAGGUCAUGACUGGGGAAAGUUCGAACGAUCCUGCUUCUAUGCCAAGUUGCCAAUCCGGUACGGAUCAGUUGAACGGGGGGGAACAAAAGCGCAAAGGCAAAGCAAACCAGAACUCAGGCUCCGAUGCUCACCCACAUAAACUUUCCGGGGCGCAAGUUGUACGCUCCCAGUUCUACCAAUGUUUAUAGGAAUUGUCUGCAUAUAUAUUUGUGUGUAUGGGUGUGUGUAAUUGUGUGUGUAUGGAUAUGGAUGUAUGAAACAAAUCAUAGUGAAUGAACAAAUGAAUGAACGAAUGAAUGAAUGAAUGUU